This is a messenger RNA of Clunio marinus, 3536 nucleotides long. NCBI's taxonomy places the organism in Eukaryota, Metazoa, Arthropoda, Insecta, Diptera, Chironomidae. The record is from the annotation of a GenBank genome assembly.
GCGAAGGAAGAUUAUUUAAAAUAAAGAAUGCAGAAAUUCCCACGUAUUUUGACAUAUUUUAAGUGUUUGAAUAAUUAAAGAACAGUAAAUUAAUAAUAGUAAUGACUAAACUUGUUACAAUAUCAAAAAGAAAAGUACAAGAAGUGAAUGUAAUAAGUGAAAACUGUUUUCGGAUUAUGUGGCUAUUGACACAAGUUACAUUCUGCAAAAUUAAUUAAUAAAGAUCAAAUCACUGCAAAAAUUAUCUAGUCAAACACAUUUGAUCCCACAAAAGAAAUGUUUAGAGAUUACGCUAUAAAAUGAAACACAUUAAAUCGAUCUUUAUUUUCCUUUUAAUUUUUUCUGUGAAUAUUUCAAGCCACGUAUCCUCAAAUGAAGAACUGAUUGAUGAUCUUGAUAAUCAUAAAAAUGAGUCCAGUAAUGAGUCACCGACAUUCGUCAUUGCUUCGAAUGAAGCGAAUGUUCUAGAAACUAACAACGAUAAAAUGAAAGAUGAAACAACAAAAAACAUUGAAAUUGCUGAUCAACAAAAAACUGUUUCUGAACCUGUUACAACGCCGGAAGUUGCUGUGAUUCCUUCAAACAGCGAUAACAACGAUUCGCAAGCUGCCGAGGAAAAUCUUAUGAUUCCAGUUUUUUCCGAAUGGACACAACAACAAAUGCAGGAAGCUGAGAAAAAACUCGUUGAACUUACAAACUCAACCGAAUCAAACAAAGACAUAAAGAAUGAAACUUUGGCAAAACAUCAAAUUGUAAAGAUGCGUCAAAAGAAUUACGCAUCACCAGAUUGUGGGGCAAAAGUGCUUGCUAGUAAUCAAGAAGCACAAAGUACGUCAUCAGUUCUCACAGACAAAGAUGAUUAUCUUUUGAGUCCAUGUACUGAUAGAAUUUGGUUUGUUGUUGAACUUUGUGAUUCAAUUCAAGCUCAACGUGUUGAAUUAGCGAACUUUGAACUGUUCUCAUCACCUCUCAAGUCAGUCACAAUUAGUGUCAGUAAUCGUUUUCCUACUCGCGAAUGGACAUUUGCGGGUCAAUUCGAGGCAAAAAGUGAGCGCGAUGUUCAAACAUUUGAUUUAAGUUCAACGCUCUUUGGGAAGUUUGUUCGCGUCGACUUGACCUACACCAACACGGAACAUUAUUGUCCGCUGUCUUUCUUUAGAAUAUUUGGUACAUCAGAGAUUGAGGCGUUUGAAGUUGAUAACGAUGCGACAGAGGAACUAAAUGCUAUUGACGUUGAAGAUGAUGAAUUGACACAUCAAAUGAAAGUUGAAGAACCAAAGAAUAUUUUAAAUCGAGCUGGAGCUGCUGUAAUGAGUAUUGUUCAAAAAGCUGCUGAAGUUCUCGUUAAAAGUAAUGGAAAUGGAGCCAAAAUGAACGUAUCUAGUGGUGAAAUGUUUCUUCGUGGAUGCAUUUCUUUAUCACAUAACAUUUUAUGUCAACACUGCACUAAUACAGAACGUAAUGAGUUAAAUAAUAUUAUCAGUUGUAAGAAUUUAGAAUUAUCACAACUUCUACAGAAUAAUGAAGACGUUAGACGAUUUUUAAUUAAUUCAAUAACUUGUAAUAACAUUCUCGGAUUUGAUCUCAAAAGUGAUGAUUUUGAUUCGAGUAGAAAUUUUCUCGCUUCGAUUUUACCACCGAAAUUUAUCGCAGCGAUGUGCAACAUCAUUGCAACAGAUCAGAAAUCAUUAACACUUCGAAAUGAAGACAUUUCAAGUAUUGGAUCAAGUUUGAUAUCGAAAAAAGAUGAAGUGAGUCUGAAAAACAUUUCAAAGAAAGAACAACCGAUUGAAGAUUCACUUUGCAAACAAGAUUUUUAUGCUCCACCGAAAGAAGCUGUUAAACUUAAUUUGACGAAGGAAAAUGAUGGAAAAGUUGAAGAGAAUCCUCCAGAGACUACUGAAAACACUUCGAAACAAUUAAAUGAUUCUCUUACCGAAGACGAGAAAAAUAUUUUCAAUGUUGUAGAAACUGCUUUGGAAAAUCCAACAGAAUCAAUUCCAACAACAAUUAAUUCUCCUGAUGUGGAAAACAACACAAAAGAGAAAGCGGAUGUUGAACUAAAAGAAUAUAAAAUAAUUCCGGAUGUCAAUAAAGAUGAAGAGAAGCCAGAAGUUAUUGUAGAACAAACAGAGACCUCGACACCGCCACCACCACCAGUUGUUGUUGUUGUUCCUCCUACUGAAGUUAAAAAACCUGAACAAGAAGUUAAAAUUCCUCAACAGGAAGUGAAACCAUCACAACCGGAAAUGGUUGAAGUCAAAACAAAUGGUGAGUAUCGAUCAUCAAACCCACCGGAAAGUGUCUUUCUUCGAUUAUCAAAUCGAAUUAAAACGUUGGAGAAGAACAUGACGUUGUCAACGCAAUAUCUUGAAGAGUUGAGUCGACGAUAUAAAAAACAGAUUGAAGAUGUUCAACAAUCAUUUGCGAAGCUUCAAGCAUCAAUUGAGGAACAAAAUCAACAGAAAAUUGAGAAUAAAAUGCAAGCAAAUGAGGAGAUGAAGCAAUUGUUGGAAAAUGUCAUGGAAUUGAAUAAGAAAACUGAAUACAUGGAAGUGAUUUUAAUUAUUCUCAGCGCAUUCUUCACAUUCCAAACGCUUCUUGUGAUUGCUUUGUUUAAGAGGAUAUCAAUUUUACGUAAUUCUUUUGCUGCCCAGCAAUUAGUCAGUGUAGAGAAAAAUCAAGUGACAUCAAAUGGAAGUGAGAAAAGUCGAAGUACUGGACGAAAACGAUCCAAGCAAAGGAUGAGAAAAAUCUCAGCGCCAAAUAUUUUAACUCAAAGAUCAGCGACAACAGCCACGAAAUGCGAAUUCACGAAUCUCCCAAUUGUUACUCCAGUGCUUAGUCGAACAGUUUCAGCGCCAAAUAAAUUCAAUAGCAUCGUGUCGACAAAAGACAAUAAAGAGAACUUUAAUGAUAUGAAAGCGAUGCUCGAAGAGAAUGAUGACAUUCUGAUUCCAGGUUUCGAUGAACUGAAGUUAAACGACGACAAUGAUUCACUUCAGAGUAAUGACAUGGAAACGGCAUCAACAGCAUCAGCUGUUUCGAACGAUAAAAGCGAGAAGUCAAAUUCAAAUAAAAGCUUCAAAUUCAAAAGACGAUUGUCAUCGCCGUUUCAAUUGAAGAAGUCACCGAUGAAAUCCAUCACCGACAGAACAAAACCAGAAUGGUCAAAGAAAGCGAUGUCUGAAAGUCCACCGCGUAGUGUCACAAAUGGGAAUAAUGAAAAUUCAAUUAAAAUUCCAAAAUCAAAAUCAUUUCGUGACGAUGAUGAAAGCUCAAUGAAAUUUAAGAAGUCAAACUCAUUUAAGAAGUUGUUCAAGAAACUUUUCUAAGAAAAUUUUGAAUUUAUCUACUUAAUAAUUUGUAAUUUUGUUAAGUUGAAUAAACUAAGAAUUCUUGUUUAAUUAACUAUUCAAAUAAUUAACUUUUAAUCAUUUUAGUCAAGUUUAUUGAAAUUCUUCGUACUCUAAGCAGAUAUCUUAAAGAAUUAUUUAUUAUUUAAUAAAAUGUUGAUAUAAAAUAAUUUUCUUGUC